AUGUAUAGUUUUCUCUUUUCCAGGGGACAGUUGACAGUUACUGGGACAGUCAGGGACAGUUACUUCUCAGAAGUACAGGCGAAGUUUUUUCCAGGCAUCUGCAAAAUCUACGAGGAAUUUCUCAAAAAGCAGAAUCCGUCAAUGGCCAGCAUCACAUAUGACGUCUCUCAUCUAUAUGAGUUUAUCGAUAAGCUCUCGGACCUUAGCUGUCUUAUCUUGAACACGGAGACAUGCCAGUAUGUGCCGCAUAACAAGGACUGGAUCAAGGAGAAAAUUUUCGUCAUGUUGAGGACUCAGGCGAGAAAUGAUUGA
Messenger RNA from Cooperia oncophora, 312 nucleotides. Lineage: Eukaryota; Metazoa; Nematoda; Chromadorea; Rhabditida; Trichostrongylidae. The record is from the annotation of a GenBank genome assembly.